Messenger RNA from Lathyrus oleraceus (garden pea), 630 nucleotides. RefSeq lists its product as uncharacterized. Gene Ontology annotation, molecular function: RNA-DNA hybrid ribonuclease activity; nucleic acid binding. The record is from RefSeq and is a predicted model, not a curated record. The transcript has a single exon. NCBI's taxonomy places the organism in Eukaryota, Viridiplantae, Streptophyta, Magnoliopsida, Fabales, Fabaceae. The coding region runs from base 1 to 630 and encodes 209 amino acids.
AUGGCCGAGUAUAAAGCUUGCAUACUAGGGUUGGAAGAAGAUAUUGAGUUAAAGAUUAAGGUACUAGAAGUAUUCGGCGAUUCCGCUCUAAUGAUACAUCAGAUCAGAGGUGAUUGGGAAACAAGACAUGCUAACCUAAUUCCAUACCGAGAUUACGUGCUGAAGUUACUCCCAAAAUUCGACAGAGUCACUUUCUCUCAUAUUCCUCGAGAAGAGAAUCAGAUGGUAAAUGCUUUAGCAACCUUGGCUUCCAUGUACAAGUUAAUAUGGCCCAACCAUCAGCCUCACAUUGAAAUUAGGCGUUUUGAUGAACCCGCACAUUGCCUGAUGACAGCAGAAGAGCCAGAUGGUAAACUCUGGUUCUUCGACAUCAAACAGUAUCUAGAGAAGCAGGAAUACCCGGCAGAGGCCUCUAGCCUUGAUAAGAGGACUCUCCGGAGGUUGGCAUCGAAGUUCCUCUUGAAUGGGGAGGUAUUGUACAAGCAAAAUUCUGACAUGGUUUUAUUGAGGUGUGUGGACAAGCAUGAAGCUAAUCAACUUAUGAAGGACAUACACGAAGGGUCCUUCGGCACACAUGCAAAUGGGCACGCCAUGGCGAAGAAAAUCCUAAGGGCAGGUUACUACGGUUAA